Messenger RNA from Nicotiana attenuata, 1527 nucleotides. Its product is annotated as glutamine synthetase nodule isozyme-like. The coding region runs from base 134 to 1348 and encodes 404 amino acids. Gene Ontology annotation, molecular function: glutamine synthetase activity. The transcript is spliced from 12 exons. Gene Ontology annotation, cellular component: cytoplasm. NCBI's taxonomy places the organism in Eukaryota, Viridiplantae, Streptophyta, Magnoliopsida, Solanales, Solanaceae. The record is from RefSeq and is a predicted model, not a curated record.
UUCCUCAGCGGUAAUAGACACAUGCACACACAUAACAAAUACACACAAUCCCAUUACAGCUAUUCCCCCAUACUGUUCUAAUUAUGUCAUGCACUGGCGCCACAACCUUCACUAGAAAUAACGUCCUCCAUUUAUGUUCUCUACAAAUUUUUUACACAAAUUUAGAGCUACCAAAAACCACAACCAAAAUAUAGCCAUCUCACAAAAUUCAGACAGUUUCAUUUUCAACAAAGGAAGAUCAAUCACUCUUGACAGUGAAUUAAGAAACAUGUCUCUCUUUGAUCUUCUUAACCUGGAUCUCUCCGACAGCCACAAGACAAACAAAAGCAAAUUCAUUGCUGAAUACAUAUGGAUUGAUGGAUCUGGCAUGAACCUCAGAAGCAAAGCAAGGACCCUGCAAUAUCCUGUUACUGAUCCUUCACAACUGCCAAAAUGGAACUAUGACGGUUCUAGCACUGACCAAGCUCCUGGUGAUGAUAGUGAAGUCAUCUUAUAUCCCCAGGCAAUUUAUAAGGAUCCAUUCAGGGGAGGAAAUCAUAUUCUAGUCAUGUGUGAUGCUUAUACUCCAGCUGGAGAGCCCAUCCCAACAAACACGAGGUUCAAUGCCGCAAAGAUAUUCAGCCACCCUGAAGUUCUGGCGGAGGAACCUUGGUUUGGUAUAGAGCAGGAGUACACAUUGAUGCAGAAAAAUCUGAAUUGGCCACUUGGUUGGCCGAUUGGAGGAUAUCCUGGACCUCAGGGACCAUACUAUUGUUCGGUUGGUGCAGACAAAGCCUUUGGCCGCGAUAUUGUCAACUCCCACUACAAAGCUUGUUUAUACGCCGGCAUCAACAUUGGUGGAAUUAAUGCGGAAGUUAUGGCAGGCCAGUGGGAAUUCCAAGUUGGACCAGCACUAGGCAUUUCUCCUUGUGAUGACCUUUGGGUUGCUCGUUACAUUCUUGUGAGGAUUGCAGAAGCAGCUGGUGUGAUUGUUUCUUUUGAUCCAAAACCUGUUGAGGGCGAUUCCAAUGGUGCUGGUGCUCAUACAAAUUACAGUACCAAGUCCAUGAGGGCUGAAGGAGGGCUACAAGUAAUAAAGAAAGCCAUUGAGAAGCUUGGAAAGAGACACAAGGAACACAUUGCUGCUUAUGGCGAAGGCAACGAGCGUCGUCUUACUGGAGAGCAUGAAACAGCUGACAUCAACACCUUCAAAUCUGGAGUAGCAGACCGUGGAGCGUCGAUUAGGAUUGGAAGGGAAACAGAGAAGGCAGGAAAAGGAUACUUAGAGGAUAGGAGGCCAUCUUCAAACAUGGAUCCUUAUGUUGUGACUUCUAUGAUUGCAGAAACAACCAUCCUUUGGAAACCAUGACAGAAUUGAAAUUUUCCAGUUUUUGGUGGCUAAUUACUCAAUUGUUCUUUUCAAAUGGAUUAGUGGUUUGUUUUAGGGACAGGAAUUCUGGUUUUUGCCUUUUCUCAUAUGAAUGAAAAUAACAAAAAUCAGUAGAAAGUGAAUCUUGAGAUUAGAUUAAACUCUCUUUUUUAUGUGAA